Molecule: messenger RNA, 287 nt
Organism: Gongylonema pulchrum
Lineage: Eukaryota; Metazoa; Nematoda; Chromadorea; Rhabditida; Gongylonematidae
Source: the annotation of a GenBank genome assembly
AUGAAAACGGAUGAUUAUCGAGUAGUUUUUUUAAAGUUGGAACAGUUAUACGAGCCAAAAAGGAAGAACGAAGAUUCGGUGUUUUUGAUUAUGGAUGGUAGCGCUUACUACGAUGUCGAGGUCGAGGAAGAUGAUUGGAUUCGUAUCUGUGUUGAGCGGGGUGAUCUCAUUGUCAUACCUCGUGGCCGAAAUCAUCGCUUCACGCUUACGCCUAAGGUUAGUGCAUUUUGGCUUUUUUACAGCACCGCUAGCCCCAGAACAUUCAUCAAUCAGUGUUUACUAUAAUA